Molecule: messenger RNA, 420 nt
Organism: Solanum stenotomum
Lineage: Eukaryota; Viridiplantae; Streptophyta; Magnoliopsida; Solanales; Solanaceae
Exons: 1
Coding region: 1-420 (139 amino acids)
Source: RefSeq, a predicted model, not a curated record
AUGGCCACCAUUACAUCCCAAAUACCACCAGUCACAGUUAAACAAGCUUGCAAGGACCCACAAUGGAGACAAGCUAUGCAAAGUGAAUUUGACGCUCUCAUGAGCAACAAAACAUGGGACCUUAUUCCUCCAUCUGAUCACCAAAAUAUUGUGGAAGAUAAAUGGAUAUUCUGCAUUAAGCGCAAACCCAAUAGUUCAAUUGAACGGUACAAGGCUCGCCUUGUUGCCAAAGGUUUCACUCAACGACCUGGAAUUGACUAUGUUGAUACUUUCAGUCUGAUUGUCAAACCAAUAACCAUUCGAACAGUAUUUGCCAUUUCCAUUCAAAACAAGUGUCCGCUUCAUCAACUAGACAUAAACAAUGCUUUUCUACAAGGUACAUUGACUGAGGAACUUCAUGAAACAUUCGAAAGGUUUUGA